AUGUGUGAACAUUUUGUACUCUCAAAAUUUCCACUGCAAGGAGAAUUUUUAAUCUAUGCUUACGAAUCGUUAGAAGAACCUGAAAAUAUAACAGAUGAGAUGUUGCAGCAGGCUUAUUGCUUAGCCUGUGUCUCAGAAACGUUUCAGUCCUAUUAUUUGAUACAGGAUGAUGUGUAUGAUAACAGUAAAAUGCGCUCAGGAGUAUCCAGCUGGCACUUGCAGCCUUAUGCUAGUGCUAUGGCGAUGAACGACACGUGUAUUUUGCGAAGUUUCGUCAGUGAAAUCCUGAGACAAAAUAUUAAGGAAACGUUUUAUACGAAAGUUAUAGACACUUUUAAUGAGAUGUAUCUCGUAAUGGAGAUGGGGCAAGUUCUAGAUUUAUACUUUGCACAAUCAAAAAGCUAUGACGAUUUCACAAUGGAAAAUUAUGAUAAGAUGAGUUACAUGAAAGCUUCAUAUUAUUGCAUGAACUCACCGAUUUUAUUUGCAUUAAUAUUAUGCAAUAAGGCGAACGAAGAAUCUUAUAAGCUUGUGCUUGAUUUGUUCAAUGACCUUGGCGUUUUCAUUCAGAUACACAAUGACUUUACGGAGUGUUUCGACGUCGGUGAGUCAAUGAGUAAAAAAUCCACUAACGACAUUGAAAAUAAUAAACUAUCGUGGACGGCUGUAGUCGCAUUACAGCACUUCAAUACCGAGCAAAGAAAUAUUUUUAACGAAUGUUAUGGAAUCCCAAAUCCAGAAAAAAUUAAGCGAAUUAUACAACUGUACGAAGAAGUAAAUUUGCGGCAGCUGUUUAAAGAAGAGGAGAAUGCUCGCUAUAACAAUUUUCUACGAAAAGUUCAAAAUUUACCGGCGACUGCUACACCUGCUCCAGAUUUUUUUAUGAAGAUUUUUAACUACUUUAAAAGUUACGCCAGUGAUUCGUCUAGAUUUUACUACGCUUAA
Messenger RNA from Parnassius apollo (apollo), 945 nucleotides. Lineage: Eukaryota; Metazoa; Arthropoda; Insecta; Lepidoptera; Papilionidae. The record is from the annotation of a GenBank genome assembly.